CCCCAGACAGACACACAGACAGUCAGAGAGCUGGGGAGGAGGAGGAAGCGGCUGUUGAUGCAGCUCCACACCUUUCCGGUGUAGCAGCAGCAGCACUGCGACCAGCUCCACUUUGAGGAGAAAGACGAGAGCUGGGUGUAUUUAUCCAGACAGGAGGGGCGAGACUUUCAUGAGUGGACACGUGUGUUGCUGAGUCACGGAGAUUUUUUUUUGAAGUCGUCCCGUUGCAGCUCGGUGAAGUUUCCCGGCGCGACGUUUGAUGGAGUAGCCGCUGAAAACUGCUUCUUUUCUGCCCCUGGUAGCGGUGAAGAGAACAAGGGCGCACCCGGCGAGGAGGACCUCCAGACACGGGCGGAAUUCACAAGUACUCGCCGCUUUUUGGGGCCUCGUAUUCCCACAGCGUCGGCUCUCUGCGGUCCUUGAUAAUAACACAUUUAUGUAGAUUUGGACAAUACAAUGAACGCCCUGCUACCGCUGCUGCCAAGUUCCUAGUGUGACCGUGCCAUGCUGUGUACAGGCCCGGAAGACAUUGUAUUACCCUGAACAUAAAUGUCCGAGCACUUAUCAGGAUCUUGACAGACUUCCCGGCGAAAAAUCCCUGUGAUGCUCAGCACACAAUAAAACUGAAACUGCAUUGUAAGUGAAUAAUCACCGACUCGGUAUCAGAAACUUUUCUCGUUAGGAACAAAGUAUUUAUGCACAAUAGUUCAAAAUGGGGAAAAUGCUCUCGAAAAUAUUUGGCAACAAGGAGAUGAGAAUAUUGAUGCUCGGACUCGAUGCUGCUGGAAAGACAACAAUCCUUUACAAACUGAAACUCGGACAGUCUGUGACCACAAUCCCCACAGUCGGCUUCAACGUGGAAACUGUCACCUACAAAAAUGUCAAGUUCAACGUGUGGGAUGUUGGAGGCCAGGAUAAGAUCCGCCCUCUGUGGCGGCACUACUACACGGGCACCCAGGGGUUAAUUUUCGUGGUGGAUUGCGCGGACAGGGAUCGCAUCGACGAGGCGAGGCAGGAACUUCACCGCAUCAUUAAUGACCGUGAGAUGAGGGAUGCCAUCAUCUUGAUAUUCGCCAAUAAGCAAGAUCUUCCGGAUGCCAUGAAGCCACAUGAAAUCCAGGAGAAGCUCGGAUUGACCCGCAUCCGAGAUAGGAAUUGGUAUGUUCAGCCCUCCUGUGCGACCACAGGUGAUGGACUGUAUGAGGGCUUGACAUGGCUAACCUCAAAUUACAAAUCUUAAUGAUUGAGUGCUGACUGUUUUAGGUCAAAACUAUAAUAAAAGUUGCAAGUAACAAGUAACUUUGCAAAAAUGAAUAUGGUUAAGAAAAGUUGAUUAUCUCCCAUUUAUUUUUUAAUACUACGUUUACCCCAUAACUAAUUUAUCUUUAACUGGGUUUGCCGGCUUAAAGUUUGCUUGUACUCUGUAGCAGGCCUAUAUCACAUUUAUUAUUUUGGGGGCUUUUUUGAUGAACAUUGACUUAAUUGGUCCUAAGGUUAAAGCCGCAGAGAUCACCGCCUUUGCCUGUUCUUUUAUUUCCUGUUUUAUAUAAUUUUUCUAAUGAAGCUUUUUAACCUUCAUUGUUGGACUGAAGCUAGAUUCAAGGUUCUUCGGUCUCGCUUGCAUCGAACUUGGAUCUCUUUUCCUUCUGAAGCGAGCUCUUUAAUGUCAUGUAGCCUACAUGAAGGACUUAAAAAAAAGUGUCUGAACACAGUACUGUGAUGAAAAGUAUUUCUUCUCAGUGGUAUUGAGAAAAGGGGUGGGGGGGGGAUGAAGCAAGAAAAAAAAUCACCAUUGAUUACAUUUCACUGUCAUUAGUCUGGACAUCAGAAACAAAAUACUUCUGACAUGUUUUGUUACCCCUCCAGUACCCUUAUGUGGGCUAUAUAGUUACCUAAUCCACCUUUUGUGUCAUGUCUUGAUACCUAAUUGUGCUAAAUAUUCAACAAAUAGGCCUCCAGUAACUCUUGCUUGUUGGGAUGCAUUUUUAAUUUUGGGUAAUACGUAGUCCGUUGACUCAAUCUCUCCAAAGGAAUGUCAUUCAGCUCUGAGAUCUCAAUCUGAUACCACAGUUGAUUAGUCUCAGUAUUCGGGACAUUAUAUGAUAGCCUAUAUCUGUAGCAUGAGUACGAAAGUACAUUAAACCCUACAUCAGAGACCAUCUGUCGUGCAGUCAGAGGGAGCUGUUUACAGGUGAAAUGUUGAACGACAUCCUGUGGUGCAGCUCUUACUCCUCUUUUGACUGGGGGAACCAUGUACAGAACAAUGUCAUUGUAAUGUCUUAUUAAAAAAGUGAUUUUAAAUCUU
Molecule: messenger RNA, 2305 nt
Organism: Mugil cephalus (flathead mullet)
Lineage: Eukaryota; Metazoa; Chordata; Actinopteri; Mugiliformes; Mugilidae
Gene: arf6b
Product: ADP-ribosylation factor 6b
Exons: 2
Coding region: 713-1240 (175 amino acids)
Biological process (GO): intracellular protein transport; vesicle-mediated transport
Cellular component (GO): cytoplasm
Molecular function (GO): GTP binding; GTPase activity
Source: RefSeq, a predicted model, not a curated record